Hippocampus comes (tiger tail seahorse) is the source of this 2103-nucleotide messenger RNA. RefSeq names its product COP9 signalosome subunit 3 (gene cops3). Gene Ontology annotation, biological process: ubiquitin-dependent protein catabolic process. The record is from RefSeq and is a predicted model, not a curated record. NCBI's taxonomy places the organism in Eukaryota, Metazoa, Chordata, Actinopteri, Syngnathiformes, Syngnathidae. Bases 130 to 1401 code for a protein of 423 amino acids. The transcript is spliced from 12 exons. Gene Ontology annotation, cellular component: COP9 signalosome.
GUUACUUAAAAGGUAUCGCGAGAAUACCCACUGGCGGCUGUGUGGCCGCUCUCUCGAGACGGACUGAGUUGUUUUUGACGUUUGAAUGAAAAACAGUGAAAAUUACCUCCGCAUUGGACCCACGUUAUAAUGGCUUCAGCCUUGGAGCAGUUUGUGAACAAUGUGCGGCAGCUUUCCGCUCAAGGCCAGAUGACUCAGCUGUGCGAGUUGAUCAACAAGAGCGGGGAGCUGCUGGCCAAGAACCUGUCGCACCUGGACACGGUGUUGGGGGCCUUGGACAUUCAGGAGCACUCCCUCGGUGUGCUGGCUGUUCUAUUUGUAAAGUUCUCCAUGCCAAACAUCCCUGAUUUUGAGACACUCUUUUCUCAAGUCCAGCUCUUCAUCAGUACUUGCAAUGGCGAGCACAUUAGAUAUGCAACAGACACUUUUGCUGGUCUAUGCCACCAGUUGACAAAUGCCCUUGUGGAGCGGAAACAGCCAUUGAGGGGUGUCGUCAUCCUAAAACAGGCAAUAGACAAAAUGCAGAUGAACACCAACCAACUUACCUCAGUUCAUGCAGACCUGUGUCAGCUGUGCUUGUUAGCGAAGUGCUUCAAGCCAGCCCUGCCCUUCCUGGAGCUUGACAUGAUGGACAUCUGCAAGGAGAACGGAGCUUAUGACGCAAAGCACUUUUUAUGUUACUACUACUAUGGUGGCAUGAUCUACAUGGGCCUCAAAAAUUUCGAUAGAGCACUGUAUUUUUAUGAACAGGCAAUAACCACUCCGGCCAUGGCAGUGAGCCACAUCAUGUUGGAAGCCUACAAGAAAUACAUCCUGGUCUCACUCAUCCUCCACGGCAAAGUGCAGCAGCUGCCCAAAUACACCUCACAAAUCGUAGGGAGGUUUAUCAAGCCCUUGAGCAACGCCUACCAUGAGCUGGCUCAGAUUUACACCACCAACAACCCGACCGAAUUGCGCAGCGUUGUCAACAAACACAGUGAGACGUUCACGCGAGACAACAACACGGGCCUGGUCAAGCAGUGCCUCUCCUCCCUCUACAAAAAGAACAUCCAGAGGCUAACAAAGACUUUCCUGACACUGUCUUUGCAAGACAUGGCAAGUCGGGUGCAGCUUUCAGGUCCUCAGGAGGCAGAGAAAUACGUCUUACACAUGAUUGAAGAUGGGGAGAUCUACGCAAGCAUUAACCAAAAGGACGGCAUGGUGUGUUUCCAUGACAACCCAGAAAAAUACAACAAUCCGGCGAUGCUACACAAAAUUGACCAAGAGAUGCUGAAAUGUAUAGAACUGGAUGAGAAACUAAAAUCUAUGGAUCAAGAAAUCACAGUAAAUCCGCAGUUUGUGCAGAAGAGUAUGGGAACGCAGGAGGAUGAUGUUGGCAGCAAAACGUCAAGUUACUCCUGAGGGGCCUCAGACUGCCAGAAAAUAUUGCAGCGCAAAAUACAUUCUUCCAUGGAUGCAUUGGACUUUUUUUUUUUUUUUAAAGAGGAAAAAAAAAUAUUCUAUUGCAUAGAGACAUUGGUUAAGGAAAAUCUAAUUGUGUGGAAUGAUGGUGAAUUUGGUUAUUCUUUCUUCACGGUUUCUGAAGGAUAAAAACAAUCUUUACAGGAAUUGAAAAAGAUUACGAUUUUGUCAGUGUUUUAUUUAUCAAUGUUCAGGUUGGAGUGACAGUGCGACAUUAUCACAGAACACAAGAAUAAAAACUGGAUUUGUUUGUUCCAAGCAUAAUUGUGAAUAAUCUCACCAUUCUGCUGCAUGAUGGCUGUAACUAGAAGGUAUUCCAUAUGAGGUAAUACAUGGCUGGCAAGGAAUAAAUCUGACUAUAAUCUACAUUUGUAACGACUGCAAUGAUAGUUUCCCCUCUUGCUUUUGUGUAGAAUGUAGUCAAUCUUUGAGUACACUGUGUGCAAAGAGGCACAAUCUGGCGCACUGUUUUAUUUUUAUUUUUUUAAGAAGUUUGAUCCACUAGAGGUCUCUAGAGCACUGUACAUAAAAUCGUUUUGACAGGUUGUCAUAUAAGAGGCCCAGGUCAACGGAUAUAACCAAACCGUCAUGCCAUUUGGGAGCUUUGCAGUUGUGGAUCUGUAAUAAAUUGUUCAAUAAUUG